Messenger RNA from Annulohypoxylon truncatum, 2442 nucleotides. Its product is annotated as Arabinosidase B. Lineage: Eukaryota; Fungi; Ascomycota; Sordariomycetes; Xylariales; Hypoxylaceae. Gene Ontology annotation, molecular function: alpha-L-arabinofuranosidase activity. The record is from RefSeq and is a predicted model, not a curated record. Gene Ontology annotation, biological process: pectin catabolic process; L-arabinose metabolic process; arabinan metabolic process. The coding region runs from base 457 to 1959 and encodes 500 amino acids. The transcript has 2 exons.
AAUGACACCCUCCCCAGGCAGAUUUAAGGGGGCAGCUUCAAGGGAUUUAUGUUUUUUCCGUGUUAUAAGCGCCGAUCGUCUAUUCGUGGAACGCCUGAGCGCGUCGGCGGUGACGUAAGCCGCAGCCCGCAAAAGCGCAGGUCGACGUAGCAUCAGCAGAUCCGCCCGAUCUGUCAUUGGAGGAAAUAUCAGCCACUGCCGCAUUGCAUGCUACCUCGAGUCUAGAAAACGCAUGUCAACUGAUGAGGGGUCAGGCAUUUGGUGGUGGGGUUUCCCCGUGAAUAGCGUCAAGACGGUCGACGUAAACAAUGGAAUGCUACCGGGGCCGUGCCAAGAUGAGGACAAGUCUGGCCAGCCGCGUCGCGGGUUUAAAAGCCCACGAUGUUGCUGUUCUGCUGAGGUGGUCCGCUUGAGCUUGUUUCUCAUCACAGACGUGCCCAGUAAAAGAGCCUCAACAUGUUCUCCAGACGAAGCCGCCAACGCGCUCUUGGCCUUGUUGCCUCGAGCUCCCUUGUCGCCGCCGGGCCCUGCGACAUCUACUCCUCCGGCGGUACCCCCUGCGUCGCUGCGCACAGUACCACCCGCGCCCUGUACAGCGCCUACUCCGGUGCACUCUACCAGGUACAACGCGGGUCCGACAGCGCCACGACCACCAUCUCGCCGCUGUCCGCGGGCGGUGUCGCCAACGCCGCCGCCCAAGACACCUUCUGCGCCAACACGACCUGCCUCAUAACCAUCAUCUACGACCAGUCCGGCAACGGCAACCACCUCACCCAGGCGCCGCCGGGAGGCUUCAGCGGCCCGGAUACUAACGGCUACGACAACCUCGCCAGCGCGACCGGCGCCCCGGUCACCCUGAACGGGCAGAAAGCGUACGGCGUCUUCGUCUCGCCGGGGACCGGGUACCGCAACGACGCGACCACGGGCGUGGCGACGGGCGACGGGUCGGAGGGCAUGUACGCGGUGCUGGACGGCACGCACUACAACGGCGAGUGCUGCUUCGACUACGGCAACGCCGAGGUCAGCAACACGGACACGGGCGACGCCCACAUGGAGGCCAUCUACUACGGCGACUGCACCGUCUGGGGCACGGGCGCCGGCAGCGGGCCGUGGGUCAUGGCCGACCUCGAGAACGGGCUGUUCUCCGGGUCCAGCGCGGGCGAGAACGCGGCGGACCCGUCGAUCGCGUACCGCUUCGUCACGGCGGCCGUCAAGGGCGAGCCGAACCAGUGGGCGAUUCACGGCGGGAACGCGGCGUCGGGGGCGCUGGCGACGUACUACAGCGGCGCGCGCCCGUCCGGCUACAACCCGAUGCACGAGGAGGGCGCCAUCAUCCUCGGCAUCGGCGGCGACAACAGCAACGGCGCGCAGGGCACCUUCUACGAGGGCGCGAUGACGGACGGCUACCCGUCCGACGCGACCGAGAGCUCGGUGCAGGCCAACAUCGUCGCGGCCAAGUACGCCACCACGUCGCUGGUCAGCGGGCCCGCGCUCGCCGUCGGCUCGUCCGUCAAGUUCCAGGCCACCACGCCCGGCUACACGACGCGCUACCUGGCGCACACGGGGUCGACGGUCAACACGCAGGUCGUCACGUCGUCGAGCACGACGGCGCUGCAGCAGCAGGCCAGCUGGACGGUGCGCACGGGGCUCGGCAACAGCGGCUGCGUCUCCUUCGAGUCCGUCGAUACCCCCGGCAGCUACAUCCGCCACUACAACUUCGCGCUGCAGGUCGGCGCCAGCGACGGCACCAAGCAGUUCAACGAGGACGCGACGUUCUGCCCGCAGGCCGGCCUCAACGGCCAGGGCAACUCGAUCCGCUCUUGGGGAUACCCGACUCGGUAUUUCCGGCACUACUCCAACGUGGGCUAUGCUGCGAGCAAUGGUGGCGUGCAGACGUUUGACGCUACUACUUCGUUUAACGACGAUGUGAGCUGGUUGGUUAGCACCGGCUUCGCUUGAGGUUUCUGUUUGUAGGGACAAGGGUCGAAUUUUGUGUUAACAUUCUUAUAUAUUAUUAUGAGUAUCAUUGUUAUUAGGUCUAUUUUAAGUAAUAUCGACGAUUCAAAUAAGAUUCUAUGGAUGAAUGUUAGGUAUUAGACCCAUUCAGAAUUGAUUGGAGGGAUAGGGCAGUUUGCUGGAAGAUGCGGUAUGAGUGUCGAGGGAAUCUCUUAUAUAAGUACGCAUCCCUGCCCAGAUGCCACGUACUCUAUCUAUGAGUAUACCCAUCUCAACGGUAGUUUUCCAAGUCUUCUAAGACGACGUGUCCUAGAAUGCCUGUUCAUACCGCGUCCCACUUAGUCCAAGUGAGGAAAUCAUUAUUCCCUAUCUACAUCAAAUCCAGAACACCCCUAAGAACAAAUACGCAAGUGACAACGAAUACACACUAAACGAGUCGUGAUAAGCUCAUGGGGCUAAUUUUAUAUUACCAUCUAAUAUAUAAUU